GCGCAGCCUGAAAGCGAGAAAUCGGGGCUACGCACUUUGCGCCCCAUCGCUGCAUAAAGCGGAGCGGGGCGUGCCGCUGCUGCGUAAGCGAGUUGGUGAAUGCCGCCUCUCGCCUGUGUGGCGGCCGCGUUUUGCGCGCAGUGAGGAUUUUGGUACCGAGCGGAGAGGAGAUGCACACGGCACUCGAGUGAGGGGUGUCGAAGCGAGGAGAUGAUGAGAGUUCACACGCACACCAGGUUCUGCUUCCUUUGUGUUCUAACCCUUCUGUUUCAUCAAUGCACUCACUGCCAUGAGGGCGGCCAUCAACACCAUGGCCACGAGCAUCACGACCAUGAUGAUGACCAUGGCCACGAUAAUGACCACGCUCAUGUUCACAACGACCUGCAGAUAUCUAAGGCAUCUUACAUCGGCCAGACUGAUCAUUCAGCACCCGGCAGCCAGAGUGAAGCAGCGGCGAAUGAGCAGCAAUAUUACAUCCAGCAACUUUUCCGCCGCUACGGCAAACAGGACCGUCUGGAUUUUCGAGGAUUCCAGAGCCUGCUACUGAGCCUGGGCCUGGGCGAGGUGCGGGUGGUGGGAUUAGAGCAUGAUGAUUUAGGCCAUGACCAUGUAGCCCACCUGGACCUCCUAGAAGUGCAGGAAGGCCUCCACUCUCAUUCGGCUGGCCAUUCGCACCCACAACCAAACUCGCACUCCCACCACAACCACCACCAUCACUCCCAUGGGGAGGCUGGUGGAGGCCAGCCCACAGUCCAGGAACCCUGCAGUCCUAGUUUUACUGCAGGAGCCAGACCGACUGUACGCACUGGAGCUUUGGAGCAACACAGUCCUGAUCUGGACAAAGACAGUGACCAUGAUGAUCAUGACCAUCAUAAACACUCGCAUGGUCACGCACAUGACCAUAAUCACGAUCAUGAUGAACACGACCAAACUCACCAGACUGACCACACGUCCCUCAAAGACCAAACCCAACAGCAUCACAAUGACUCCCAAGAACACAAUGACCUGGGGCAGGACCACAACCCUCUAACGCACACCAAUAGCCAUGAAGUGGGUAACACACAGCCCCAUCACCAUCACGAGCAUCACCACCACAAACACCCCCACCCUCACAACCACCACCAUCACACUCCAGACACGACAGACCAACUCAACCCUACACAGCCAACCCUAGACUCCAAUGCUGGGCCUUCCAACCUUCAGCCCUCGUCACCCACACAGCUCCCCACCGUAAGGCCCAAGAGGGUCAGGAGACCCCCGAAAGCUAGAGGGCACCGCAGCCGCAACAAAACAGCCAACACGUUUGAUCCAACCGUCAGCACGGAGGGGGACGACCACAACCAUGACGACGACAGCCACGAUGAGCAUGUGCUCAGCAGUCUGUCCCACAAAGAAAAAAGAGCGGUUCCAGUAGACAUGACCAGUCCAAACAUCUCACUGACUGGCCAUUUUGGGGAUGUGCCUCACCAACAUGAGGAGUGUCUGAACCUAACCCAGCUCCUGCAACACUACGGCCUGAGCCCCGACUCCCUCAUCUCUCCAGCUCAGUUCACCUACCUCUGCCCCGCCCUGCUCUAUCAGAUAGACAGCCGGGUCUGCAUCCGCCAUUACCAUCAGGUUGCCAUGGAGGAAACACAACCGCACUCAGUGUGGAUCUGGGUGUGGGGCUUCGUGUCCAUCACAGUUAUCAGCUUGCUGUCCCUGCUGGGUGUGGUGCUGGUGCCCAUUCUUAACCAGUCCUGCUUCAAGUACCUCCUCACAUUCCUGGUGGCAUUGGCUGUGGGAACCCUUAGUGGAGACGCCCUCCUCCACCUGCUGCCUCACUCUCAAGGAGGUCACGACCACAGUCAUGGAGAAGAAAACGCAGAGGAGAUGGAUCUGCUGACGGAGUUUGAUGGCGUGUGGAAGGGUCUGACCGCACUGGCAGGAAUCUACCUCCUUUUCAUCAUCGAACACUGCAUCAGCAUGGUCAAGCAUUACAAAGACCAAGGGGGUAGCUUCUGUAGGAGGAAAAAGCGAGGCGAGGAGGGGAAGAUUGGAAGGAAGUUGUCAGACCACAAGCUGAACAGACGGUCAGAUGCUGAGUGGAUGCAUUUGAGACCACUGACUGAAGGCUCCCACAACGACGCUCAGCUGAACGAACUGCAGCCUUUGGACUCGGCAAACAAGCCGCCGCUGACCAACACAGACUCACAGAACUCCUCCCAGCAAGAGACGGCUAUAUCUGCUACAGAAAACGGCAGGAAGGCCAAGACAAAGAAACACGGGCACGGCCACUCACACGGGCACUCCCAUCACGGGCACUGCCACACAGACAAGGAGAUGAAGGACGCCGGGAUAGCCAGUAUAGCCUGGAUGGUCAUCAUGGGUGAUGGCAUGCACAACUUCAGCGAUGGUCUGGCCAUCGGUGCUGCUUUUAGUGCCAAUAUAACAGGAGGAAUCAGCACAUCUGUUGCUGUUUUCUGCCACGAGUUGCCUCAUGAACUGGGUGACUUCGCAGUGCUGCUGAAGGCCGGCAUGUCCGUGAAGCAGGCCAUUGUGUAUAACCUGCUCUCAGCCCUCAUGGCCUACUUCGGAAUGGUGAUUGGCACAGCCGUGGGCCAGUACACGCACAAUGUUACCAGCUGGAUCUUUGCCGUCACCGCUGGCAUGUUCCUCUACGUAGCCCUGGUGGACAUGCUGCCAGAGAUGCUCCAUGGGGACAGUGAAGAACACAAGCGCUGCCACCUGGGUCACUUUGUGCUGCAGAACCUGGGCAUGCUGACCGGUUUUGGCAUCAUGCUGCUCAUCGCCAUUUUCGAGGACCAUAUUGUGCUGGACUUGGACUUCUAGCCAGAAGCUGGGGACCUAAGCUACUCUGAUCCCCUCCCCUGAGCUUUACCUUGAAGUGGCUUCGUCUUCAUGGCGGUUACCGUCCUCCAAGCAUGGCGCAAAGUGUCCUCUCAUCUCAUUUGUGACAACUUGUCCCUCUUCGGAGGGAUCUUCAGUGGCUUACAGUGGACAUGGACAUGCAGACACCAACGUUUACAUUCAACCCUGUGUAUGUGUGUGUUUGUGUGUGUUUGUGUGUGUGUUUGUGUGUGUGUAUGUGUGUGUGUGUGUGUGUGUGUGUGUGUGUGUGUGUGUGUGUGUGUGUGUGUGUGUGUGUGUGUGUGUGUGUGUGUGUGUGUGUGUGUGUGUGUGUGCUACCAUGUGUAACAACAGUAUGGGUGUAUAACUCGACUCAUUGGAAAUAGAGAACAUGAACUCUGAUGUGUUAAUUAGGUCAGCCUCUCUUUUUUGGAUCCCUUCCUUGAACUUUAACAUGUAUAUGGUCAAAACUAUUGCGUCUCAAUGUAAGCACGCAUAGAUAUCCAUAUAUACCAAUGAAAAACUAACAUAUCGUCGAUAUAUAUUUCUCUACACUGACAUGAAGAAGAUCCUAAAUUGAAGUAAAAUCCCUUUAACCUCACUACGCUCUUAAAACAGAGAACAAGGGUGGAUCCUUAGAGAGAGGCAGCUGCUCCAGCCACUCAACUCCAUUUUCCUGUCGAGUCGUGCGCUCACUAGGCUCAUGUUAAGCCCCUUUUCAUUCGUAGUGCACGUAGGGCAUGUCCCGCUGCCCCUUCCAAGCAAAAUGUGAAACCCAUCUUGCUGUGUUCUGUCUAGUGUUGUCCUGCCAUCGUGGUGCUGAGUCACAGAUCAUAGAGCUACGGGCUCCUCCAGUAUUAAAGCGAUCUCGGGACUGGGGCUCCUCGUGUACUGUACCGGGAAUUAACGGCAGACGUUUUUUUUUGCCAGGCUUGGAUAAACUUGAUGCUGUUUCGGAAGCCUUUCUCUUAAACCAGCGCAGCUGUUUUCAUCCCUGGUUUUCCAUUCUGUUUUAUGUGCACUAUUCCUACUGUACUUAUGGCGAUGUCUCUUAUGCACACUAAGUUCAGAAUCAUUCACUGUCCUGAAUACCCCUUCUUCCUCUCCACCACACACUUCUAUUCUUUUCUUACAUUGAGUCAGUUAUGCCUUGGUUUUUGCUAACCGUCUGAGUUUUAUUAGCCAAUGGAAGUGCAGUGUUAGGAAAUGGACCAACAUGCAGCCUGAAGACUUGAACAAUCUAUCAGCAAGGUCAAGCUACCGCUGUUCAAGUGUAGUAGUUAUUUUUUUUGCAUAGUUCUGAAGCGUCAGUUUAGGUGAAGUAGACCAGCAAGUCAUAUCGGUACGCAGAGCGCUUUUGUUGAAUUGUCUGUGUAGAAUUGUUUAUUUACUGCAUUGUUUAAAACAAUACAGACUAAUCGUACAUGAUCUCGUUUUGGUUUUAUACUGUUUGUCUCAAACUUCCAAGCUGUGUAACAGAAUCCAGUGGAAUUAUGAAUAAUUUGAUGAUUUAGGGUCUUAUCAUAUUUCAACUAGACCUCCAACAAUUAAUGUAAUGAAGAAGAAUAAUAAGGAAUAUGAUAUACCGUCUUGCCAGCAUUUCUGAUUGUGAUGUUGAAAUUUUGACAAUUGGCCAAAAUUGAUUUGAUAUUUUUACAUUAAAAACUUGUAAACUUUCAAAUGAGCUUAACAUUUCUAAUAAAAGCACUUCCUUUAAAAUCUAAGUCUAAAUGUCUGGACCAAGGUUGAGGUGUUUGUUACAUUGCUGUUAUUUUGGUCCGGUUUCUUUUAAUUCUACUAAAGAACAUUGCUAUAUUAUGUCCUAUGUCAUCACCUGUGUGGGCUGCGCCUCUCUAUACUUGACAUCGACACUGAUCAUUGAUUAGUUUUGUAAAAGGUUGUACGUCAUGCCAGAAUCGGACUCCCUUUGAGUAAAGGUGCCUUCUGCAGCAGAGUGAGAAUCCUCUCUGAUUGCUUUGUGUUUAUAAAUUAGGGUUAAUCUACAGUUACAGUAGAUAAAGGAAUCACCAGCACCGUAAUCUGUUGUACACGACAAUGCUGCGUGACUCACCUGUGCAUGAAGGAGAGUCUGAUUUUGGCACAACACCCGCACUCAGCUUCAUGUAAUUGGUCUGAGAGUGUGCUUUGAAACCUGCUGUUUGUUCUGGACCCUUUUUUUGUUUUAAAUCAAACAUGAUGGAUAUAAAAGCAGCCCAGAUACAU
Messenger RNA from Astyanax mexicanus (Mexican tetra), 5073 nucleotides. RefSeq names its product solute carrier family 39 member 10 (gene slc39a10). The transcript is spliced from 10 exons. Gene Ontology annotation, molecular function: zinc ion transmembrane transporter activity. The record is from RefSeq and is a predicted model, not a curated record. The coding region runs from base 211 to 2832 and encodes 873 amino acids. Lineage: Eukaryota; Metazoa; Chordata; Actinopteri; Characiformes; Acestrorhamphidae. Gene Ontology annotation, cellular component: membrane. Gene Ontology annotation, biological process: intracellular zinc ion homeostasis; positive regulation of B cell receptor signaling pathway; zinc ion import across plasma membrane.